AUGAAAAUGGGAGAGAUGCAAGAAACAUUGGAGUUUAAGAAAAACAUUGGAUUUGCAAGGUGUGAAAACAAAGCGAGACUUGCCAUUUUGGAACUAGCACACAUGAUGAGUGUGCCUAUGUCUCUCAUGGCUGUCAUUAACCUUAAAGUCCCUGAGGCCAUAUGGCAGGGUGGUUCCAACGAUCCCCUCUCCGCCGCCGACAUUCUCCAGCGCAUCCGACCCCACAACGGCCGCAGCGACUCCGAGAACCUCCAGCGCCUCCUCCGGUUGCUCACCAGCUAUGACAUCUUUGUGGAGCACUUGAGCAGCAGUGGCCAAAGAAAAUACUCCCUGAGUGACGUUGGAAAAACCCUAGCUGAUGAUGACCAAGGUUUAUCCUAUGCAUAUUACAUGCUCCAGCAUCAUCAGGAUGCAUUGAUGCGAGCUUGGCCAUUGGUGGGGGAAGCAGUGGAAGAUCCAAGGAGGGAACCAUUUAAGAAGGCGAAUCAUGAGUCAGCAAUAGAGUACUAUACGAAGAGGCCUGAGGAAAUGAAGUUGAUUCAUAAUUCCUUCACAGGAAUGUGUGUACCCUUCAUGAGGGAAAUGCUAGAAGCCUAUGAUGGGUUCCAAGGAGUGGAAACACUAGUUGACGUUGGUGGCAACUCUGGUAUCUGUCUUCGCAUGAUCAUGGACAAGCAUCCUAACGUGCGUAAGGGCAUCAACUAUGAUCUGCCAGAAAUGGUGGCACAUGCACCGCACAUUCCAGGUGUAUCAAAUGUUGGGGGUAAUGCGUUUCAAUCAGUUCCACCAGGGGAUGCUAUUUUCAUCAAGUGGGCAAUUUUAGCGUGGACAGAUGAGGAAGCAAAGCAAGUGUUUGAGAAUUGUUAUAGGGCACUUCCGAAAGACGGAAAAAUGAUUGUUUGCGAACCGGUGUUGCCGGAGCAGACAGAUGAGAGUCACCGAACCAGAGCACUGUUAGGUGGUGACAUAUUCGUGAUGACAAUGUAUAGAACAAAGGGGAAGCAUAGGACUGAACAACAAUUCAAACACCUUGGCAUUUCAACUGGUUUUCCUCAUUUCAGUGUCUUCUAUAUUGAUUCUUAUUUGGCUGUUCUUGAGUUUCAGAAAUGA
Sphenostylis stenocarpa is the source of this 1110-nucleotide messenger RNA. Lineage: Eukaryota; Viridiplantae; Streptophyta; Magnoliopsida; Fabales; Fabaceae. The record is from the annotation of a GenBank genome assembly.